AUGGGUUCUAAGGAAGAGUCAUCAACCCAUCUGGACAGCUCCCGGGAUGAGCUUGCCGCCCUGGAGAUCCAGCGAGUAGAUGGGGUCCUGGAGGACUGCAUUUGGAACGUGGAGGCACUGUCCCUCCUACCUGCCAUCAUGGCUGACCUGGACAGGCUGUCGGUAGUGCUGGGGCCCACGCUUGUGGGAGCGCUCAAAGAGCACCAUCUCCUGGGAGAACGGCUGGAGGCCCAUCGAUUGGAGCGGGCAGAGGGCCAGGGAAUGCCCCCGGGGCUGGAACAGUCCUUCUGCUGCUGUCUCCGGACUGUCCUCCGGCACCUCCGAGCACGGCCAGCCGUGUGCCGGGAGCUGAGGGCCAAGGCCACCGCCGGACAGUACCGCAAGAUGGCGGAGGGUCUGAAAGAGCUCCAGGGCCUGCUGAUGGAGAAAAUGCUCAUGGGCCCCACCGAGGUGCGGGAGAGGAGCCGGUACCUGAAGGAGCUCUCCGUCAGGCACCGCAAGAACACGGAGCUCGUGUCCAAGCUGGAGCAAGAGGUGGAGGAGGCAACCGAGGAGAAGAACGCUGACAUCGCCAAGCGGGACAAGCUGAUCCGCCGGCUGAAGGUCUCCAUGCACCUGACCAAGAAGGCCUCGGACGAAGUCCUGGACGGCAUGGAGCACGAGGUGGAGGAGCACAAGCGAGUUGACCGGACCGCCUCGGAGGCCCGGCGCGCCGAGAAGCAGCAGGAGGCCGACAAGCUGCAGGCGCAGCUCAAGAGCCUGGCCAUCGAGAACCGCGACUCGGAGACCGCCCUCAGGAAGAAGAAGGCCCGGGUGGAGACGGAGAUCGAGAACUGGAUCCAGAAGUACGACGUGGACAUGGCCGAGAAGCAGGCCGAGCUGGAGGAGCUGUCUCGGCUCCACGAGCGGGAGCAGGAGGAGGUGCCCAAGCUGGAGGAGCUCUGCAACAGGAUGGAGGAGGAGAGGAGCCGGACCAAGGAGCAGAGGCGGCAGUCGCUUGAGCGGAAGCAGGAAGAGGAGGCGGAGGUCAUCGUCGAUGAGUAG
Messenger RNA from Anguilla rostrata (American eel), 1044 nucleotides. RefSeq names its product dynein regulatory complex protein 10-like. NCBI's taxonomy places the organism in Eukaryota, Metazoa, Chordata, Actinopteri, Anguilliformes, Anguillidae. The transcript has a single exon. The record is from RefSeq and is a predicted model, not a curated record. The coding region runs from base 1 to 1044 and encodes 347 amino acids.